Molecule: messenger RNA, 1988 nt
Organism: Punica granatum (pomegranate)
Lineage: Eukaryota; Viridiplantae; Streptophyta; Magnoliopsida; Myrtales; Lythraceae
Source: RefSeq, a predicted model, not a curated record
GAUGUUUAAUUGUGAUUCGAUCUGUUCACUCCUCGAUCGAUUACUGUUGUCCGACCGGUAUAAAGACUAACAUAAUAGUAUCUCGUGUCCUACCCAUUUCCCUCAAUUGGAAGUAUCAUUCUUACUUCAUAAUAGCACUUUUCCUUCUCUCUUUUCCCACUUUUACAUUUUCGUUUCACUCCCCCACACAGCAUGGAUGGCCACCACCAGCACCAUCCCUACGGCAUGGCCGAUUUCCGGCAGCUCAUGACCGGCGCCCCGCCUCCUCCGGAGCUGUUCCCCAGCCACCACAGGGGCCCGCAGCCCAUGGAGAUAAUGAUGGCAGCAGCGGCAGGACACCAGAUGAAAGUUCACGGUCGUGGCAGCGCCGCUAAGCUCCAUGAGUUCCCGACCGACAAUUCUCCUGCUGCCGCAGCUUUCGAAGGCGGGGACUUCGGGAGCGCGAGGUGGCCAAGGCAGGAGACACUUACGCUACUCGAGAUCCGAUCCCGACUCGAUUCUAGGUUUAGGGAGGCUAAUCAGAAGGGACCCCUUUGGGAUGAAGUUUCCAGGAUAAUGUCUGAGGAGCAUGGGUACCAAAGAACCGGAAAGAAAUGCCGAGAGAAGUUCGAGAACUUGUACAAGUACUACAAGAAGACCAAGGAAGGAAAGGCCGGCAGGCAGGAUGGAAAGCACUACCGCUUCUUCCGGCAGCUCGAGGCGCUUUAUGGCGAUCAUACGAGUAGUAAUGCAUCGAUGACUGCCUGCUCAGUGCCAGAAGCUCAGGGUCUGGUCAAUUCGCUCGGUUCGUAUCAUCCCUCGAUCAUCAGUCCGCAGUUAGUCAAUGCUAGUGGCAAUAACCACGAGACAGCCUCUCAUCAGUCUCAGAAAGCAUCCGACAGCCUUAGCCUGCCUGGUUCCUCCGACUUUGACACUUCUUCGUCCAAUGAUGACAAUACUACUAGCGCUACAGAUCUGAUGGUUGAGAAUAUUUCGGAAGGUCGGAACACGAGGGCGAAGAAGAGAAGAGGCGGGAGGAGUUGGAAGGUGAAGAUAAAGGAUUUCAUCGACUCGAGGAUAAGGAAGCUGAUGGAGAAACAAGAGGCAUGGGUGGAGAAGAUGAUGAGAGCUCUAGAGGAGAAAGAGCAAGAGAGGUUGCUGAGAGAGGAGGAGUGGAGGACACAAGAGAUUGCUAGGAUUGACAAAGAGCACAAGUUUUGGGCCAAAGAGAGGGCUUGGAUUGAAGCUAGGGAUGCUGCUAUAAUGGAGGCACUCCAUAACUUAACAUCGAGAUCGUCGUCAUCGGAUAAUAACAUGAUGUCCAUUGACAAUCAUCACAUUCCGGUUUGCAUGGAGAACGGAAAGGGGACUGCAGCCCACACUGAUAGAUUAGGAGACCAAGGGAUGAUUGACGGUUUUCUAAAAAGAAGUAAGGAAUACUAUGACAAGAAGCAUAAGGAGAACAUUUCGAGGUGUGGUAGCAACAAUUACUUUCACGGCGAUAAUGACUCUCUGUACAACCAGGGAGGAGUCGCGUACUGUGAGAUCAGCGAGCAAGGGCCCGAGACAGCAAGAGUCCAUCAUCAGUUGAAUGAUGGCACAUCCCCCUCGAAUUUGAAUGCCGGGAACCCUGUGCAGGAUAGCUGUUUUCGAUUUCUGAUGGGUGAUGGAGGGAGCUUGUGGGAAAACUACGGCAUGAAGCUUACCAAGGGAGAGAACUAGUUGACAGGUCGGUCGAUAGGAAUUUAGCUGGCAAGCUUUUAAAUUAUGUGGAAUAUGAUUAGCUCUGUCUACCAUAUCAGCGGACUAGAUAAUAUUAUUAUCAGUAAUUGACUCGUCUGCUGAAGAUAAUCUGAUAUCGGUUGAUUAAGAUAUGCUGAUGUUAAGCAAACUAAUGUUAGUGACAACUGACCUAUAAUUAUUGUUCAUUAAUUAUCUAUGUCGGGCUUAAUUUGGAAGGGGUUUGAAUGAGAUUAUUCAAGAAGCAAAAGAGACCAUACCCUUAAUUA